UCAGUCCGAUCUUCGGGGUUUUUGUUUUGAAAAAGUCGGGAUUGAUCAGUAGAAGUUUGAGAUUAUGGUUUAAAGGGAAAAGUGCAUAAUCGUCUGACGUGAUGUUUUUGUGUAAAGAAGAAAGUGGUAUUGCUACCUUAGUGUAUUUUCAUUUGCUCAGAGAUGAUCGACAUUAUAACUCGUGAUGGUACUUUUUAACAGGCUCUGAUUCUCAUUUUGUGUCUUCCCUUCGCUUACUCUAGAACAAGUUCUUGUCUGACAGUGGUUCUAACAAACACCAGUGGUCUCCCAAGAACCUGUAAUCCAUUCUUGAUAACAUUCAUCGGGGAAAACCGCUGCUGAAAGCUUCAUCCAUUUGAUUAAAUAUUGAAUAAUCUAGACGACGAGGAAUUAACGAAAUCUCAAAAAUGAGUGAAGAAAACAUUAGAGUUGCAGUGAGGGUUCGACCAUUCAAUACCAGGGAAAUAACUCGCAAUGCAGCUCUCAUCAUUGGCAUGGAUGGCAAUCAGACAACCAUUAAAAAUCCAGAAAACAUGGAUGCUGAACCAAAGAAGUUUGCUUUUGAUUUUUCUUACUGGUCCCAUGAUGGUUACCAAGAAAGAGCAGAUGGGUAUCUUGAACCUCAGGAUCCAAAAUUUGCUGACCAGCAACGCGUGUUUAAUGAUCUUGGAAAAGGAAUUCUGGAAAAUGCAUGGAAAGGCUAUAAUUGCUCAUUGUUUGCUUAUGGGCAAACAGGCAGUGGCAAGUCCUACUCUAUGGUGGGAUAUGAUGCCAACAAAGGCAUUGUGCCCAUGGCAUGCGCAGAACUCUUUAAAGGCAUUGAAGCUAAGCGACAGAAGGCUGGGAAGGGUGAAGAUUUUCAGGUACACUUGAGUAUGCUUGAGAUCUACAAUGAGAAUGUGCGAGAUCUACUUAGUGGCAAAUCAGCACAGAAAGGUUUGAAAGUGCGUCAACAUCCUCAGAAGGGGUUUUAUGUGGAAUCAUUGAUCACAGCAGCAGUGAAUAAUUAUUCUGAAAUAGAUAGAAAAAUCAAGGAGGGCACACGUAACAGGACGGUCGCUUCAACCAACAUGAAUGCAACUAGCAGUCGGGCUCAUACAAUUGUGGCUCUUACAUUCGUCCAGAAGACAUUGAAUGAUGCUGGCCAAAGCAUGACCAAAACAUCAGUCAUCAACCUUGUGGACCUUGCUGGCAGUGAGAGAGCAGCCAGCACUGGGGCAACUGGAGAUCGUCUGGAAGAGUCCAAAAAAAUUAACCAGUCCUUAAGCACUCUUGGAAACUGCAUUGCUGCACUGGCCGCAAACUCCACAGGCAGAAAGAAAGUGCAAGUUCCUUUUCGAGAUUCAACACUGACUAAACUUCUGCAUAAUGCAUUGGGAGGAAACAGCAAGACAGUAAUGAUUGCUGCGCUCAGUCCAGCUGAUAUCAACUAUGAGGAAACAUUGUCAACACUAAGAUAUGCUGAUCGAGCAAAGGCAAUAAAGACACAGGCAGUGGUCAACGAGAGCCCAACUGACAAGCUGAUUCGAGAGUUGCGAGAGGAGAAUGCAAGGCUGCAGGAGCUGUUGAAGAAAGGAGGUAUAAGUGGGGAUGCAGCAGCUUUGUUAGGGGACUCAAUGCAUCAUGAAGAGGUGGAUGAACUUAAAAAGGCUUUGGCGGAACAAAUGAGAAAAAACCAAGAGGAACUGGAAGAGAUGAAGAAGACAUUUGAGGAACGAGCUAGAGAGACUGAAAAGGAAACUGCUAUUCAGGUUGAGGCAGAACGCAAGAAGCAAGAAGAGCGGAAAGUGAUUCCUCAUUUUUGGAAUUUAAAUGAAGAUCCAUCAUUAACAGCUAUGGUCAUACAUUUUUGCCGAGAAGGGACUUCCAAGGUGGGAAAUCACAAGGCAUCUCCGGCACCAGAUAUUCUGUUAAAUGGUCUAAGUAUUCAGCCUGAACAUGCUGUGGUUAGCAACAAGAAAGGAACGAUCACACUUAAGCCUUGUGGAUCUGCCAAAGUUCUUGUCAAUGGACAGCCUCUUACCUCUGAAAUAACACUUCAUCACAAUGACCGAGUGCUGUUUGGCUCCAAUCACCUCUACGUCUUCCACCACCCCCAGGAUGAAGCAAAGAAGCUGAAGGCAGGAGAACCGCUAGAAAAGCCAACAUACACUGAUGCACAGGAAGAAAUUGCAAAGCAGUCUGGUUUAGUAAAGGGGGAGAGUGCCACCAGCUCAAAAGAGGACUUGCUGCUACAUGAUGAGCUGGUUGAGUUACUGCCCUUGGUCAACGGAGCCAAUGCCAUGGCAGAAGAGUUGAACAAGAAAGUGAAGUUUGAAUUGGCCCUCAUAUCGCCUCAGGCACGUGGCCUCAAGGAUGGACGCACAGAAGUGAUGGUUAAAAUGCUGAACCUGGACAAUGGAAAUGAAUGGUUGCUGGAUCGCAACAACUUUGUCAACCGCAGGUACCUGGCAGAGGAGAUGUACCAGAAUUUCAUAGAGGGAGACAAAGAUUGGGAUGUGCCUCAGGAAAGAGAUCCAUUUUGGGAACCACCAACAACUGACAUAAAGAUUGGCUUUGCACAUGUAUUUCUUCAAUCCCUUGCAUACCAGAUAGAUUUUCAAGAAAGCCUUCCCAUCACUGACUAUAAGGGCAAUGACCAUGGACACUUAACUUUAGAGAUUGUUCCCUGUGAUGAUGGUUGGAAAAAUAUUUCUGAGGAGACAUACAUUGACAGUCCCAAUCAAAUGCUUGGGAAACCUCUGAAUUUUAUAAUCAAGAUUUUGGGGGCCAAAGGCCUGCCUCGAAAUCUUAAAAAGACAUACUGCAAGUUUAAAUUUUACCUGGACAAUGCCGAAACAAAGACAGAGGAGGUGCAGGACUCAAGUAACCCGGAUUACAACUUUGAAAAGAAGUGCACUUAUAAAACUGUUACACAGCAGCUUUUGGAUUACUUGAUCGAUGAUAACCUGAUGGUGGAGGUAUGGGGGCAGCAGAAGGAGGAUGGGUACAAGUCAGGGAUAACAGGGAGCAGCGAUAAGAACAGAUCACCCAGCAAGAAUGUGCUAGCUCAUGGACAGUCAAAAGAGGGAGGUAUACAGUCAGGGCAGAGAGAAACCUUGGAUGCAAACACUGCAGCAGCUACUGGUGCUGUCCCUGCAGUGAAACAGUCAGGACAAGGAGCAGCCACUGCAACAGAUUCAUCUACAACGGUUAGCAGUAAUGAGCCAUCUGCUGCCCCGACACCCCAACAGAGAGAUGGAAAGGGAGAUGAAGUGCUGACAAAGAUCUAUGAGCUGAUUGACUCUAUGAAAGCAAGUGGUGGGACAUCUAUAUCUAUUGCUGAUGUGGAAGCAACACUAGCAAAACAUUUUCCAGCCUCUUCCGUAGUCUGCAAACGCUCUGCUGCACCUGUACAGACAACUCCGAUCCGUUCUACAACUGGACCCAGCAAAGGAAAAGAAGCUCCCAGGAAUUCCCGAGCUUGCAUCCUGCAGUAAUCCAAUAAUUUUGCUGACUGCUACCUUAAACCUGUGAUUUUCUUUGAACUGUUGAAAAGGAAUCUGUUAUUAUUAUUUGAUGGAGUUAUAACUAAAAAGGGAUUCACUUCAUUUUCGUAUGGAGCAAAAUUAUUUUGAACAUGAAUAGUUUCAGAAUGACAACCAUCCUUCAAUCUCUUGCUCUGUCUUCAUGUCUCAUCUCUACCCCAAGCCCCAUCCCAACCAUAUCCCCUUAUUAAGUUUGUAAUGUUUCUAACAGUUAUUUUGGAAGCAGUUUUAAAGAAAAGUAAAAUAAAACACCUCAUUCCAAAGAGAUUGAUUUUUCUGUCUGCAAGUAUGAAUCGUUUCUCAGUAAGGACACUUCAUACUAUUUUUACCAACUGAUUCAGGCAUGAGCAUCUUAUCAAAUGGAAAGUUAUUGAAAUUAGUGUUUUUCUAGUUUCAGAAAUUUCUGAAAUUUUUGUGAAAUUUGGCCAGCAUAUUUACAUUUUAAUUGAAGUAUACUGUGUUUUUCAUGUGAGAAAUAUUUUUUCUUGUAAUCAAAAGUAAUUUUCUUGAGUGAUGCUCUUCUAUGCAUAAUUAUAAUGUGGCUUUCUAGGUUGUGGGUAAAAUAUUGAUCUUUUGUAUAAAGAUCUGUUCUAAAUGAUCUGUUGUUAUAUAUAGUUAAUCUCACAUAUAUUUUUGCUGUCUCUUUGGUGUGAAUUUUAAUAGUCAUUUUCAUUCUUGCACCAAUUUUUAUCAUGUACAUGGUUAUUUUGAAAAUACAUGUUCAGCAUUUGCUACUUGCAAAGAAAUGUAUAAUUUGUGAUUGUUUCUGCUUUUUUUGUUUCCUUGCAACAACGUCAAUGUAGCAUACUUUUUAUUUAAUUUUUAUUUGAGAAACAUUGUAUCUACUUAGCAGCACAUAACUGUUGUGCUUCUGAAGGCUCUUAAGAUAAUGAUCAUUUCUCUGAAUGCUGUGUCAGAGAAGAGUCUGCCCCCUCCUCCCCAUAAGCCCCAGCUCAAUACAAAAAUAUUCAAAUUUAUAUUAACAAGUGUGCGUCAGUGUAUGACCAUAAUUUUGUACACAAACGUGGAUGGAUGUCAGUGCCUAUGUGCAUACAAGUGGUUUUUUUGCCACUUUUAAAAAUUAAUAGCUUAAUCAACUGUUUUUUUUUUUGUUCACACAAGAUGUAAUUUAAAUUUUUUUAUGUCUGUAUGGUGCCUUUUACUCCUAACAUCACAUAUCUGUAUGAAACCUAAGGGAAACAAUUUUUGAGUCUAUCCAUAAAGAGUAGUCUUUCAUAGAGGAUUUGGGAGCAUAGGGAUGGGAAACGGUUUUAACAAACCAUUUUGUAACAUGACAAUCAUAAGUUAUCUCUGUUCCAUUAUCUUUCGUACAUUCUCUUUUGUUCAGGACUCCUGAUUAUUUAUGUGUCUAAAAUUUGUGUUCAUUUAAAGAGUGGUGACGUGUAUCUUAAUAGAUGUGUUUUCCUAUGAAGCUAUAUUGAUCAGUCAUUUCUUCCGUCCAUCAGCAAUCAGUCAGAUCACAUUCUUGUCACACAUGGUAAGUAGUGCAAGUAGUGUUGGAGGUGUAAGUAAACACAUGUUAUCAUCAAAAUAAUGAUAACAGAAUGAAUGGCAUCUUAGAUUUUCUGUUGAGAACAUUAACAUUAGCAGUAAUCAUUUGCCUUCUGCAUUAACUGAUAAAUAAUUUUGAACUGCCUGUUGUAAAGCCACUGAAGCAAUGGGAAUCAGGUAGGCAGGUGAUUAGGGGAAUUUUCUUUGGGUUGAAUCCAAAGGCCUGCACAAUGGCCAGUCGAGGUUGCACCAUACCCACUGUGUCGAUUGGUUGGGUAAGGCAAGGCAGAAAGGGAGAUUGGGAUCCACCCUAGUAACAAAAGAAAAAUGCCAUCUCCAAUUAAUACUUCAUUCCCUAGAGAUCGAAAAGUCAGGACCUGUCUGAAGAGGUUUUUUUUAAAAAACGACUGUAGAGGUAAUAAAAGAUUAAAGUUAGUGUGACAUUUGCUGCUUUGACAAAAUGUAAAACAGUGCUUGAGUUCUAUUUUUAUUAUCUCAUACUGGCUAUUGAACUUGAACUGUUCAGUAUUUAAUUAUUUUAUAUAAAAUCUUGGCAUUUGUA
This is a messenger RNA of Pomacea canaliculata, 5601 nucleotides long. Its product is annotated as kinesin-like protein KIF28P. Gene Ontology annotation, molecular function: microtubule binding; ATP hydrolysis activity; ATP binding. NCBI's taxonomy places the organism in Eukaryota, Metazoa, Mollusca, Gastropoda, Architaenioglossa, Ampullariidae. The coding region runs from base 408 to 3479 and encodes 1023 amino acids. The record is from RefSeq and is a predicted model, not a curated record. Gene Ontology annotation, biological process: microtubule-based movement; cytoskeleton-dependent intracellular transport. The transcript is spliced from 24 exons. Gene Ontology annotation, cellular component: microtubule; kinesin complex.